CAGCAUACUCAGACCCAUCUUGAGGAAUUUCCCCGGAACCUGUGAAUGAGUUAAACUGCAAACUCAACAGAGACGCGGAAGUGAAAGUAAAAGUGAAGUGUUUCCUAGUUCAGACAGGUCGGUGUCUCGGUGUCUCGGUGUUUAGGUGUUUAGUUGAGUUUAGUAACCAUGAGCUGUAAACCGUUUAACAGCGUCCUGCUGGAGAUCUCUAACGAGCUGACAGGCAAACAGCUGACGGACCUGAAGUUUCUGUGUCAGGACCUCGGGAUCGGUAAGAGAACCCUGGAAAGCAUCGACACCGGAACCAGACUGUUCCAGGUUCUCACAGAGAGACGUCUUCUGACAGCCGACAACACCGAGACUCUGUCCGGACUCCUCUCAAACAUCAAGCGACCAGACCUCUCAGACAAGUUAAACGGUUUCAGUCCGUCUGGAUCCACCGACAACAACCAACCGGAGCAGGAGGAGAGAGACAAACUGGACACUGCCACAGACGUGAUCGCAGAGAACCUGGGAAGGUCUUGGCGUAAACUGGGUCGCAAACUGGGUUUGAACGACGUCAAGCUGGACUCCAUCUCCAAGAGGCAUCCCACCGAACUGGAGGAAACGACGAGGGAGAUGCUGAAAGAGUGGAGGAAGAGUCGAAAAGCCGAGGCCCGAGCGGAGGACCUGAUAGGAGCGCUGAGAGCCUGCCAGUUCAACCUGACGGCUGAUAAAGUGGAGGAACGACUCCAAACCCCCUGAUGCUGGCGGAGAUUUACAGACUGAGAUAAACUCUGGGAAUAAAAUCAAGAGCUGUGAUUAACCUUCAAGAAAAGAAAUUAACUAUCAAGAAAGUUAUACAUACAUAAAAUUAUGCAAAAAAACAUUUUUUGAUCAAAUAAAUCAGCAAUAAGGGUUUUAGGUUGAUCACAGAUAAAGGCAGGAGUCUGACCAUUCAAGGCUUUAAAAAUGAAUGAGCAGUAAAAUCUUCUAAACCUCACAGGUAACCAGUGAAGGGCAGCAAGGACGUGGUCACUUCUCAUAAUUCAGAUGAUUUAAAGGAACAGUUGGACAUUUUGGGAAAUCCACUUUGUUUGGUUUCUGGUGGAGAGUUACUUUUGUUAAAUUAUUAAAUUCAUGUUUUUACAUAUUGGUUUUGAUUAAACAAACAAGACACAACAUGUUAUUUAGUGAGCUUUAGUGGUGCUGGCAGGCACAACCAGGCACAGCUGUUUCCCUUUCGCUUCAUAUUUUACAGAUAUUUGAUCUUCUCAUCUAACUUUCUGCCAGAUAAUGAAUAAGCAUAUUAUCUAAAAUGUCAAACUAUUCCUUUUAAGAUGAUGUUUUUUUGACUCAGAAUAAAAAAAAUAGGAAUGAAUUGUAAUACUACAAGGGGAAUUGCUUUAUUUUCAAAUCAGAAGCCAUCAAACUGUUUACAUUGAUGAUUGAUUUUUUUUUCAUGUGAGAAUAAAAUGAGACGGUAUUUGAAGUGAAGUGUCUCACUAACAUCUCCAGAA
Messenger RNA from Sebastes umbrosus (honeycomb rockfish), 1499 nucleotides. RefSeq names its product FAS-associated death domain protein-like. Lineage: Eukaryota; Metazoa; Chordata; Actinopteri; Perciformes; Sebastidae. The record is from RefSeq and is a predicted model, not a curated record. The coding region runs from base 169 to 744 and encodes 191 amino acids. Gene Ontology annotation, biological process: regulation of apoptotic process; signal transduction. Gene Ontology annotation, molecular function: protein binding. The transcript has 3 exons.